Messenger RNA from Cooperia oncophora, 309 nucleotides. The record is from the annotation of a GenBank genome assembly. Lineage: Eukaryota; Metazoa; Nematoda; Chromadorea; Rhabditida; Trichostrongylidae.
AUGGGUGACGAUAGCGCAAGAAUUUUCAUCGCUACUGACGCUGCAGCCAGAGGAAUCGAUCUUCCUCGUUUAAGUCACGUCAUCAACUAUGAUCUCUCGCCGCACAAUGUCGGCUUUCUCCAUAGGGUAGGACGUAUUGGACGGCUCAGUUCUUCAUUCCUUGGAAGAGUUACAUCAUUUGUGCGAAGACCAAGUGAAGUCCGCCUUACAAACGCUAUAGAGUUGGCAGCUCGACUUGGUCGGCCGCUAUCAGAAGUGAGACCAGAGGUAUUCAGCGAAGCUUCACAAGGUGCUGAAAAUGAUGACUAG